CUCACUUUUCACAUUUUUUGUGAAAAUUUCUUUGAAAAAUCGCUAAAAUGGACCCAAUUUGCAGUUUAAAAAGGAAGAAAAUCAAAGAUUUGCAUCUCGGCGACUCAAAUUUCCUAUUAACUUGUUUGGUAAUUUCAAAAAGUGACCCGAAAAUCUUCACUUUCAAGGACGAGCAACGCGGAGUCUUCAAUUUGACGCUUCGUGACUCAGCAAAGGACUUCCUGAACUGCGUUAUUUGGGGAACAGAUGACAAAAUUCAUGAAUUGAACUCGGAAAUCGCAAUUGGAGACGUUGUAAAUGUCGAAAAUCCUAAAAUCGGUAAAGAAAAUGAUGGCAAAGGGAAGGAAUACAAACCAAAAUGCUCGAGCGAUUUCAUUUUGACGAUAGAUUCGAACCGUGGAAGAGUCGUAAUUGAUCCAGGAGCUAACGAAACACUCAAAGCUUUGUUGAAAUAUCCUCUGAAACAUCCGAACGAAGUACUGAAGCUGUCAGAUAUUAGUUUAUAUGAAAAGGAAUCUGUUGGAGAGUCCGUGGAUUUAUUGGUAGCUGUUCGAUACAAUCGCCCGCCACGCGAAUUGCUGAUUGCCAAGACGGGCAUGAAGAAAAAAUGCAAAUCCGUGAUAGUGAUGGAUAAAACUUUUCAAGGGAUGUCGCUGAAUUUGUGGUCGGAGCAGGCAAUUGAUCGAUCGGAGGCGUGGAAAGAGUUGGAAACGAUUUUGUUCAUCACAGAUGUGAGAAUUAAUUAUUCCGAGUAUUAUCAAGCGAUAACGUUGGUUGAAACGGCGAGAACUUUGUUCAUUGAGAAUCCGAUCGGAAAGGAAGCUGAGGAAUUGAGACUUUAUGUGGAACGAACGCCAUUGAAGGAGAUGGAAGGGUUUUUGAAUGAUGAUAUGAUCGAUGCACUUCGCAUCAACGACAUAAUGACAGUGCAACAAAUCAACGACAAAGCUGACGGCAUUUUACGCACCGAAGGCGAUCAUUUCACGGCUCUCUGUUAUGCUACAGUCACCAAAUUCGACAUUGACGGUCCUUACGAAUGCGUUCGACGUCGCUGCGAGCUAUGCAAACACUACAUUUCGCUUGAAGCGGAAACUUGUUCCAACGAGGAUUGCUACAAUUUGCAAUAUAUGAACGGAACAGCGCAACAAAAUUGCAUCAAAACCUUUUUUAAUGUCACCAUGAACUUCUCGGAUCACACAGGAACUCUCGCAAAUUGUAAAUUAUACAAUAAAUUCGCCGAAGCUGUGAUGGGAGUCGACGUCAAUGAGUUCCUUGCAUUGUCAGAUACCCAAAUAGGAGCUAUUAAAUGGUCCGUUUUACUUGAAAGAUGCGCCGUGAAGUUAGUUAUUCGCAAGAAAUCCGUUUGUCGUGCCCGAACUUUGAUCUCUGUGGUAGAAGUUGUUCCUGUGAAUCCAAGCGAAGUCUCAAAAGAAUUGAAAAUUUAUUGAAUUUUUCGUGUUAAAUUGUAAUUUGUACUGAAAAAUGUUACAAAACUCAAAUAAAUGACUCA
Molecule: messenger RNA, 1510 nt
Organism: Culicoides brevitarsis
Lineage: Eukaryota; Metazoa; Arthropoda; Insecta; Diptera; Ceratopogonidae
Gene: hdm
Product: protein hold'em
Exons: 2
Coding region: 48-1448 (466 amino acids)
Biological process (GO): resolution of meiotic recombination intermediates
Molecular function (GO): single-stranded DNA binding; single-stranded DNA 3'-5' DNA exonuclease activity
Source: RefSeq, a predicted model, not a curated record